AUGUUGCCGCUUGCUGUGGCCAUGGGAGCCAUGGUGCAAGUCGGAGAUGUUCAUUCAGAAAGCAUCUCCAUGUUGGAGGAGUUGGAUUUGCACCGUGCUGCCUUGUUGCAGGACAGUUCGUACCCAGCAGAUGAGCUUCAUGAUGUGUCUUUGCGAUGCUGGACUGUGGCCAUGGAUCCCCACAGUGAUCCGGAGGUUCAGUGGCGAUGCCGCUUCAUUCUCGUGUUCCUUUUCGGCCAGGGCCAGCUGGUGCAGUUUCCGGAACAAAGUUGCGAGCAAUGGGCCUUCUUGUCCAUGCCGGACAGGGUGCUGCGCGCGAUGGACCAAGAGAUGAUGGGACGCUUCUACCGUCCAGGGCAGGAGUAUCAGCUUCCAGACAUUCCGCCAAGCAGCGAAGUUUGGAUUGUUGGGGCCUUUUCGUCUGGGCCACAUGAAGUUGGCCAAAUUCUGCGGCGGAAGCCUUCGAGGAUCCAUUUCUUCGAGCCAAUCACGGAGUUUUUUGAGCAAUUGAAGCUGCAGUGGCACAGUCGCGAGUACGCGCAGCUGCACAACUAUGGUCUCGGUCGGGCGCGAGAGCACGGUGAGAUGUUCAUGGCCUCUGAGGGGAGCUCACUCUUCCAACCCAUGGAGUUCUCGGCAAAACGCCUUUUCUUAGAUUCUGUGAGCGACCCGGAGCACGGGAGGCUCCGUGAACGUCGCACCCAUGUGCGUGUGGAGGAUGCAGAGGUGGUAUGGAGAAUUCUUUCCACGGAGGACCUGGGUCUGCUGCACAUGAAUUGCGAGGGCUGUGAGUACGAAGUGAUCCCACAGCUUGCCGCUGCGGGGCUGCUGGACAGGAUCCAGGCCAUCUUUGUGGCCCCGCAUCUGGUGCUCAACGAUGAUGAAGCCGCCGAGCUCUGCGAUGCAUCUUCCGGCACUUGUCAGAAGCUGCUUUCGCUGGGGCCCAGCGAUACUGUGACGCCUUUCAGAGGGUUCUGGAAGACACUCACGUGA
Symbiodinium natans is the source of this 993-nucleotide messenger RNA. Lineage: Eukaryota; Dinophyceae; Suessiales; Symbiodiniaceae. The record is from the annotation of a GenBank genome assembly.